AUGCGGAUAUCGUUUCUGUCUGCUAUUGCUCUUGUAGCCUCGUUGGCUUCGUCGACCUCGGCAAUCGACGAAUUUUCACAGUCAACAUACGACAUCUCCGCAAUUGACACUGCCAACGCUGAGAAGCUGCGUCCCUUGCUGCACGACAUCGUCACCACCUCCGACUUCUUUCGAUACUACCGUCUCGACCUCUUUGGACGACCAUGUCUCUUCUGGGACGACGAAGGCAUAUGCGGCAACCGUGCCUGCGCUGUCGACACAAUCGACGACGAAGAAGGUCUUCCUGAGAUCUGGAGGUCCGAGUAUCUCGGCAAACUGAGCUCGGGAUCCGCCAUUGACUCCGAGGCUGAAUUCCUAGACGAAGCCUUUGGUGACGCCGAGAUGAGCUGCGUCAAGGACGAAGAUGCUCUCAACACGAAGCCAAAGGACUACUGCGUUCCCGAGGACGAGACCGGAGACGGUCCCGGGGUUUACGUCUCCCUGGUUGACAACCCCGAGCGAUAUACUGGCUACAUUGGCAAACACCCCAACAUGGUCUGGAACGAGAUCUACAAGCAAAACUGUUUUGCCGAGGAGGUUGCCGACAACGCCAUCGCCUCAAACAGCGCAGAGGUAGGCUCGAUCGUGUCAGACACCUGCGUGGAGCGCCGCAUGUUCUACAAGGUCAUCUCGGGCAUGCACGCCAGUGUGGCAAUCCACCUCUGCAACGAAUACCUAAACUACGACACCGGCGAAUGGGGCCCGAAUCUAGAAUGCUACAUGAAAAAAGUCGGCGACCACCCGGAUCGCGUGUCGAACGUGUACUUCAACUACGCGCUUGUUUCAAAAGCGGUCGCAAAGCUCAGACACUAUCUCGAAGACUUCACCUUCUGUACCGACGCGCAGGGCUACGACACCGAGACGCGCCGCAAGAUGCUCAAGAUCGCGAUCGAGGCCGACAAAUCCGUGCCUGACCUGGUCGACACUUCAAAACUCUUCAAAAGCCCUCAGCUCAAGGAAGAGUUCCGACAAAAGUUCGUCAACGUUUCUCGCAUCGUCGACUGCACUGGAUGCGACAAAUGCCGCUUAUGGGGUAAGCUCCAAGUCACGGGCUACGCGACUGCCAUGAAAAUCCUAUUCGAGCUGCCUGAUAGCGGUCAGGGCGAGGCGAUCCAACUCCGUCGCAUGGAAAUGGUCGCUCUCAUCAACACCUACGAUCGUCUCUCAAAAUCCAUUGCCGCGAUCGACUCCUUCCGAACAAUGCUCGCCAACCCCGACGGCCUUCCUGACAGCACAGAAGAGCCCUCGAUUUCCGAAGAAGAAACCCGACCGCCACCCAAAAAACACAACAACAAAUCAUUCUCGGCCGACUACGACAGCGAAUGGCAAAACGCAUGGGAAGCCAUCAAAUUCAUCCUCCGCAGCUACGUCGAGUUCCCGCAAAACCUCUGGCGCAUGUUUAUCUACUACUCAAACAAAUGGUGGACAAAGUUCAACGGCCGUGCACUCAUCCUCGAAAAACAGCGAUACGAGCAAUUCAUCGCUGCACAGGAAGCAGCUCAUGCUGCUCAAGCAGGCGGUCAUGGGCUUGACGAUUUAACAGCGCAGCAGUGGCAUCGCGACGAGCUAUAA
Myxozyma melibiosi is the source of this 1611-nucleotide messenger RNA. RefSeq names its product endoplasmic reticulum Oxidoreductin 1. Gene Ontology annotation, cellular component: endoplasmic reticulum membrane; endoplasmic reticulum. The record is from RefSeq and is a predicted model, not a curated record. Gene Ontology annotation, molecular function: protein-disulfide reductase activity; thiol oxidase activity; FAD binding. Gene Ontology annotation, biological process: protein folding in endoplasmic reticulum. Lineage: Eukaryota; Fungi; Ascomycota; Lipomycetes; Lipomycetales; Lipomycetaceae. The transcript is spliced from 2 exons. Bases 1 to 1611 code for a protein of 536 amino acids.